AUGCCUCAUCAUCGGAUGCUAUUUGAACGAAUUAUAACAGUUAGCAAUUCUGCACUACGUACCUCAUUCACGGGUGAUAUUCGAAUGAAUUAUGCAAAGCUAACAACUGCUAACAAUUCGGCACUACGUGCCUCAACCGUGACCGAUAUUCGAACAAAUUAUGUGAAGCUAACGACUGCUAACAAUUCUGCACUACGUACCUCAUUCACGGGUGAUAUUCGAAUGAAUUAUGCAAAGCUAACAACUGCUAACAAUUCGGCACUACGUGCCUUAUCAUCGGAUGCUUUGGUGCAUUACCAGAUAUGA
This is a messenger RNA of Paraglomus occultum, 306 nucleotides long. The record is from the annotation of a GenBank genome assembly. NCBI's taxonomy places the organism in Eukaryota, Fungi, Glomeromycota, Glomeromycetes, Paraglomerales, Paraglomeraceae.